AUGCCGCGCGAGCGCCGCGCGGGCGCGGCGACCGCCCUCGUCCUCGUCACCGUCCUCGUCCUCGUCGUGCGAAUCACCGCGGUGGACGGCGAGGGCGCCAUCGAGCGCACGACGCGAAGGAUUCGAACGCUCGCCCAGAAUGCGUUCGAUGCGUGGCCCAUGGGAGGUCACGGGUUUCACACGCGUGACCUGUGCGCGCGGGCGCGAAACGAAACCGCGCGAUCGGUCCUCGGACAGUCCGCCGCGCUCGCGCUCGCCCUGGACGCGACGUGCGAUCACGUCGAGGGGUCGAUGGGGGACGGGCGAGGGAAACCGCUCGUGCUCGCAACGCACGGAAGUCCUGGGGUGGGGAAAUCAAUGUUUCACUCGGCGCUCGCGCGGGCGGUGUACGACGUCGGGGCGUCGGAGGAGGGCGAAUGGGUGGGUGGUCGGACGACGUGUCCGGGGAGUGGGUGUCGGGGGUACAAGGUGAUUUUUGGGACGGAUUACGUCGCGCGCGAGCGAGACGCCCAGGCGCGCAUGUUGCGAGACGCGGUGACGCGACACUUGGAGCGAUUUCCAGAGUCCAUCAUCGUCGUGGAGGAGUACGAUAAGCUCGGGUGUCCGGCGCGGGGGAUGCUGAAACAGAUGCUCGAACACGGGAGCUCUGGGACGAGCGAUGGGAACCCGUUUGAUCGCGUCGUCGCCUUCGCGAGGUCGAUUUUCAUUCUCGAAGCAAACGCGGGCUUCAUGGACGUGCACGACGCGAGCGCCGCGCGCGGGCGCGCGCCCGAGGGUGAGGCGCUCGUGGCGUUGCAACGAAAACUUCGCGAUGGGUUAUUCGAAAAGUGGCGAGACGAUCGAUGCGAAGAUCGCGAGGACACGCUCAAGGCGGUGGGCGCGAUUGACGUCUUCGUCCCAUUCGUCCCGCUCGAUCGCGUCGCGGUGAAAGCCAUCGUGCACGCGCAGCUCGAGCGAAGAGGCCGCAUGAAGAAGCUUCGCGAUGAGCUCGGGCGAUUGGAGUGGGACGACGCCGUGUUAGAGACGUUAGUGGACGAGGUUGAGUUCGAGGGCGAGUACGCCAUCGAGGGCGGGAAGGAGGUGGCCAUCGUGCUCUCGCGAUGCGUCACCCGCGCGUUGCGUCUCCUCGCCGAGGCCGAGAUCGCGCGCGCGGGAACCCACUCGAUCGACUCCCAUGCAUCGAUCCUCCGCGGUCGCGUCGUCAGGCUCAUGAAAACCCCGAGCGGGUCGUCGUCGCGCGCGUCCGGGCCCGUCGUCGCCCGCGUCGUCGACGCGACGUGA
Messenger RNA from Ostreococcus tauri, 1281 nucleotides. Its product is annotated as P-loop containing nucleoside triphosphate hydrolase. Gene Ontology annotation, molecular function: ATP binding; ATP hydrolysis activity. The record is from RefSeq and is a predicted model, not a curated record. NCBI's taxonomy places the organism in Eukaryota, Viridiplantae, Chlorophyta, Mamiellophyceae, Mamiellales, Bathycoccaceae. The transcript has a single exon. Bases 1 to 1281 code for a protein of 426 amino acids.